AUGCCGAGUAGAUACCCAGGAGCAGUGACGCAAGACUGGGAGCCAGUGGUGCUACACAAAUCGAAGCAAAAGAGUCAAGACCUGCGAGAUCCAAAGGCGGUUAACGCAGCGCUCAGGACCGGCGUCUCGGUACAGACGGUGAAGAAAUUCGACGCCGGUUCGAACAAAAAAGGGAAAUCCACGGCUGCGCCGGUGAAAAACCCGAAGAAACUCGAAGAGGAGACAGAGCCUUCCGCGAUCGAUCGCGUGAAAGCAGAGGUAAGAUUAACGAUACAGAAGGCACGACUGGAGAAGAAGAUGUCACAAGCAGAUCUAGCCAAACAGAUCAACGAGCGUACUCAAGUGGUUCAGGAAUACGAAAACGGUAAAGCCGUUCCGAACCAAGCCGUGCUCGCUAAAAUGGAGAAGGUUCUAGGUGUUAAACUCAGGGGUAAAAAUGUAAAAUAA
Arabis nemorensis is the source of this 447-nucleotide messenger RNA. The record is from the annotation of a GenBank genome assembly. NCBI's taxonomy places the organism in Eukaryota, Viridiplantae, Streptophyta, Magnoliopsida, Brassicales, Brassicaceae.